Molecule: messenger RNA, 1839 nt
Organism: Neoarthrinium moseri
Lineage: Eukaryota; Fungi; Ascomycota; Sordariomycetes; Amphisphaeriales; Apiosporaceae
Exons: 1
Coding region: 1-1839 (612 amino acids)
Source: RefSeq, a predicted model, not a curated record
AUGCCCGGGGUCCCACGGCUCUCCGGCGCCCUCGCUGGCUGCCACUUGAUACUCCGGACGUUGGCUCAGAACACCAUCAGCCUUGAUGUCCCAGGAUCGCCGCCUUCUGGCGCUUCCGGCUACAUUGAUCCGUCGUUUGCAGGCUUCGGCAUUGAGCCAUCUAAUCUGUUCUCCUUUACCGGCUAUGAUACGCCCAAUGAGCUCACAUUUAACCUGAUAAAUAACUUGGCCAACUUCACGGGAAAGCCGCCACAUAUCCGCCUGGGUGGCAACACUGAGGACUACAUGGUCUUCAGUCAGGAUCAGGACAGAUGGACCUGGGUCAACAACCCAAACUCCGUGGGCCAGGGCGCCUAUGCAUCGGACCACAUGCUAAUCGGCCCGCGGUUCUUCGAGGCCGCCAACCGCUUCCCGGAGGGCACGCCGGUGACUUGGGGGCUCAAUCUGGCGUACGAGGAGUCAGACUGGGAACAGCAGAUCACGACCAUGGCGCGACAAGUUGUCGAAAAUUGCCCAAACCUGAAGCUCGUCUCUUUCGAGAUUGGCAAUGAGCCGGACCUGUAUCUGCAGAACUCAUUCCGGACGGCGCCGUGGGGCGGCCGGGAAUAUACUGAGGCAUGGCUUGCACGGGCGAAUGCAGUAUACGAGCAAGUGUUGAAACCCAACAACAUCACAGCUGCUUUCUUUGAGCCUGCGUGUACGGCUUCGACCAUAGGGACCGAUUUCCAGAUCAAGGAUCUCGUCAGUUUCGGCAUCGAGGCUAACGCCGCAAAUGGGGACAAGCCGCUCAUCGCUUCCUGGAACCAGCACGAUUAUUACUACUACAUCGGCGUGUCGGCCUACACGCUCACCCUCUCACACUUUCUCCAGCUGUCGACCACCGAGGACCAGUUCUCAGCCUGGCUCACGCAGCUUGAUCAGGCGGGCCAGACGCCGUACCCGUACGCCCUCAGGGAGAUGGGCGUCGUGGGCCCCAUCGGCAUGCACGGGGUGACGGACGUCUUCGCCGCCGCGCUGUGGACGCUGAACUUCUUCCUGUACGCGGCGAGCCUGAACAUCAGCAGCGUCCAGCUGCACAUGACGGACACGAGCAACGCCUCGGCCUGGCAGCCCAUCCCCAUGUACGGCCGCCAGCCGUUCGUGCGGCCCGGCUACUACGGCUACGCGGCCUUCGACCAGGCCAUCGGCCCCACCUGCACGGCGCAGGUCGCGCCCCAGGUCAUCACGGGGUUCCCGGCCGGCUACGACGGUUUCGUGCGCUCGUAUAGCGUCUACCAGGCCGGCCAGUGGGCUAGCAUCGUCGUCAUCAACGCCAAGCAGGCCCAGAGCACCGACGCCAACAUCCCCAGCCUCACGGUGCAGCUUUCGCUGCCGACAGGCCUCGCCGGCCAGCAGGUCUACCUAAGCUACCUGACCAACGCCGGGUCCGACGCCUCGGCGGGCACGACGUGGAACGGGCUGUCGUUCGAGCAGAGCGGCGACGGCACGCCUUCGCCCGUGGACGAUGGUAGCGGCAAGACGGUCCAGGUCGGCAACGACGGGACCCUGAGCGUCGAGGUCCGCGACUCCCAGGCCGUCGUCGCCAGCCUCGGCCGCAGGGUCGGCACCGGCUACCAGGUCGACGAGGGCGCGUGCGCCGUCGUGGCGCAGUCCCGCCCCGGCGUGGGCACCGGGAGCAAUGGCGGGCACAUCUAUCCCACGGGCGGCGACGGCGAUGGUGACAAUAACAAUGACAAGAACGGGGAUGGACAGGAGGAUGCGGGCACGUUGGUGCGGAGCCGGCUUUGGGGCUGGGGCAUGGUAUUGAGUGGACUUGCGGUUGGAGUUUUGGCUUUCUGA